GUCCCGUUUCCCGCCGGUCCCGUUUCCCGCCACCCCGCGCGGAAGGGGCGGGACCGGCCGAGCGGCGGCGGUGAUUGGACGGAGCGGCCUCCGCGCGCUCCCCGUCACCACGGCAACGGCGCGAGCCGCGCGGGUGUCAUGGCGGCGCCCAGCGCGGCGGAGCAGCGCUGGCUGCAGGAGGCUCGGGAUUUCGCUCGCCGGGUUCUCCCGGGGUCGGACGGGCAGGAACCGGCGGCGAUGGAGGCGGUGCUGCGGUGCCUGCGGAACGCGAGCGGCGGGGCGCUGCCUCUCGGCUACAGCUUCAUCUCCAUCUCUGACCUACAGCAUCAGCAGCGCAUACCAUGCUGCAGCCACCUGAGCUGGAGCACUAAUGAAUUUAAGGAAUGGUCUCAUCAAGGACAAGGUGCUUUACCCAUGCAGAGCACUUUGCCAAGGACUUAUUUGAUCUUGGUUGGUUAUUUAACAGAUGGAAGGCAAGAAAACGAAGAAAAGUUGGUAGAUGGUUGUUUAUAUGUGAAGGACAAGACUGGGAUAAUUCCAUGUGAGCUCCUGCACUUUGAACUGGAGUGGCUGGAGUCACUGUUUGUCUUCCCAAGCUGGUCAUAUAUUCCACAGACAGACCAGAGUGCAGCAGGGUAUUUGGAAAUCCUGGUGGAUCCAGUGCCAAUAAAUGGCCCCAAGGAAAUGCUUCACAACAUUCCAAUCACCUCCCCAGUGUCAGCUGAGCCACUGCUCACCUCCAGGAUUCCAUGUAAGAGAAGAUCAAAGGUUGCUGUAGCAGGAGAAUUGACCAGACUGGGGCCUCUCCUUUGUGUUCACCACAAAACAUUCUUCUUUGCCUUUCUGAAGUGCUUUUCCUCAGCUGUUUGUGUCCCUGUGCUGGUGCAGAAACCCAGCCAGCUGGUGUGGCAUCAUGUCUUCCAGCUGGGUCACAGGUACACAAUAACAGGUCUGAGUAUGUCCAGCCUGAAGAAAUCUGGACAAAGGAUGUUCAUCACCAGUGUUUCUUCCUGCCUUCUGCCCUACUGUGCAGAGCAGGUGAGGGAGCAGCCACUGAACAGUGCUUGGCAAGGAGAAUCCACUCAGUCUUCUUCCCUUGAGACUGCUGAGCAUCUCAGUGGCUCCUUGGAGCUGGGAGCUGAAGAGGAGAAAUCAAGAUCAACCAAAGAGUCCAGGAUCAUCUCCUAUGUGGGAUUUGUCACCAAAAUACUUAAUGUCCAAGCUGGUCUCUUUUUACUGGAUAACCAAAUCUGCUUGUGCCUUGCUUACCGGCCACUGCUGAACUCUGCACGGGGAUUUAGACCAGGAACAUGUGUAGAGCUCACUGAUGUCCACCUCCUGCAGAAGCCUCUGGUGUCCUUCCCUUUCACUGUGCUCGCUGCUUGCCUGAGCAGCACCGUUGUGCUGAAGAGUUUUUCAAGGCUCAGCACCCCCUUCCAGCCACUGAACUCUUCAGGAAAUCUCUGCUUACAGCUGCUCUUCCGCUUCAGCCUUGGAAUGCCACUGUACCUGUGGCUGGUGAGCCUCCUGGAGAUGUUUGAGGAGAGGUGAGGACAACCCUUCUGAAGUCAGGCUAUGCCCUAAUGUGCUUUGUAGGGU
Messenger RNA from Malurus melanocephalus (red-backed fairy wren), 1599 nucleotides. RefSeq names its product CST complex subunit CTC1-like. The record is from RefSeq and is a predicted model, not a curated record. Lineage: Eukaryota; Metazoa; Chordata; Aves; Passeriformes; Maluridae. Gene Ontology annotation, biological process: positive regulation of DNA replication; telomere maintenance via telomere lengthening. Gene Ontology annotation, cellular component: CST complex. Gene Ontology annotation, molecular function: single-stranded DNA binding; telomeric repeat DNA binding. Bases 139 to 1551 code for a protein of 470 amino acids. The transcript is spliced from 8 exons.